AUUCUACUAUCAAAUCGUACUCGUCCUCAUCCUCGUCCUUGUCCCCAUCCUCGUUAUUCAGUAUAAUGUGUUCUUCCAAGGCAAAAUUAGUCUCCAACACGAAUGGCGCCGUCCGCGCCCCUCUCUUAGAGAGGCGCAACAACGCCGACGCGUCGGGCUUGUUUCUCCGUAGCAAGACGACAGACGACGAACCGAAGCCCGGCCCGAGCCCGAGCCCGAGGCUGAAAUCGCUUAACAAGUCGAAGAGCUUCAGCUAUAGUGUGGUGGAGUAUGAGGCGGGGAGCAUCGCCGCUGCGAGAAGGGAGGAGGUUGCUAGCUUUCAUGAGCGGAGGAGGAUGCGCAUCGCUCAUUAUGGCCGGACUGCCGCGGCGGCCAAGCCGUCUAAGGCGGCGGUGGCGCCGACUCCGAAUGCUAGUAAUGUUAGUGAGAAGAGAUGCACUUUCAUAACCCCUAAUUCAGACCCUAUUUAUGUGGCCUACCAUGAUGAAGAAUGGGGGGUGCCUGUUCAUAAUGAUGAGAAGUUGUUCGAGUUGUUGGUAUUGACCGGGGCCCAAGUCGGAUCGGACUGGACGGCGGUGUUGAAGAAAAGACAAGAUUUCAAGGAUGCAUUCUCAGGAUUUGAUGUGGAAGUUGUUUCAAAGUAUUCGGAGAAGAAGAUGAUUGCCAUUAGUUCUCAAUAUCGUAUAGAGCUGAGCCAUGUGAGAGGAGCUGUUGACAAUGCUAAAAGAAUACUCCAGAUCUGGGACGAAGUGGGAUCACUAGACAAGUAUCUGUGGGGCUUCGUGAACGACAAGGCAAUCGCCACUGCGUACAAGUUGAGCAACAAGAUCCCGGUUAAGACCUCGAAGUCGGAGACGAUAAGCAAGGACAUGGUGAGGAGGGGGUUCCGCCAAGUGGGCCCCACCGUCAUACACUCGUUCAUGCAAGCGGCCGGCCUCACCAACGACCACUUGCUCACUUGUCCGAGGCACUCCCAAAUUCUUCAUCUCCAUUCAUUAUACCAAAAUUAAUCAAAUUAGGAACGGACGGCCGUACGUACAUACCAAUACUAACGUCUCUAUACCAUAAUACCUAAAAUUUGAAUUAUUGUGCUGUAUAUAUCAUGAUUGGUACUGGAUAUAUAUUACCAAAAGAUAUAUCCAAUUGAAAGAAAAAAGGUGAGGCACCAUGUGCUGUGGGGUAACAUAUUACUAUUAUAUAAAUAUUAGUAGUAGUUAUCUUUUUAAAUUUGAUCACCUUUUUUAUGUAUUUUCCCUUUCUUUACUCACGGGGCUUGCCAAUGUGAUGACCUAAUUCUAUUGUAUUUCUAUAGCUUGUAAUUUUCAUGGCUUGGUUUUUUGUAAUUUAUUUCAAGAAUUGUUUGGGUGUAGAUUUGAUGUGCUAAUAUUAAUGAUUCCUUUUGUACA
Messenger RNA from Salvia hispanica, 1406 nucleotides. RefSeq lists its product as uncharacterized. NCBI's taxonomy places the organism in Eukaryota, Viridiplantae, Streptophyta, Magnoliopsida, Lamiales, Lamiaceae. The record is from RefSeq and is a predicted model, not a curated record. Gene Ontology annotation, molecular function: DNA-3-methyladenine glycosylase activity. Gene Ontology annotation, biological process: base-excision repair.